UGACAUUUUUCAACUUUUUUUUUUUUUUUCUAAACAAGCUAUCAUUGUUUUUUAUCCUUUUCCUAUGAGCGUCGCUGGCUCAACCUCGUCACGGGGCACCCCUUCACGCUCACGCUCACGUUCACGAUCGCGUUCACGAUCGCCGCCCUACAGCGAUGGCCGUUACGGUCCCCGAUACGGUUCUCGUUAUGAUGCCUACAGUUAUCGACCCAGCAGAAGUGGUCCACCCACACCUUCAGAAGAUUACAGAGAUCUACGGGAUCGAGAACGAGACAGAGAAAGAGAUAGAGCAUUUUUAUUGCCGAGAGACGACCGAUAUAUGCCACGAGCACGAGACAAAGACACUCGUUACGCUCCUUAUUACCGCCACGAUCCUUCGCCAUUACAUCCCUAUCCCCCAGUUUCUUCCACCACCACUUCUCGUGAAUAUCCCAAACACCCUGUGAAUAUCCGAAGUGAAGGUAGAACCAUCGUCGAUACUGAAAUAUGGUCAUUGAAAAUCACUUGGGAAAACUAAUCAGCAGGAAUUGGGAUCCAUUACAGGCAAUAUUGAUAGGCAGCGACCAUUCGACCCAAAAUCGAGCCCAUCAACGAAUGGA
Molecule: messenger RNA, 599 nt
Organism: Radiomyces spectabilis
Lineage: Eukaryota; Fungi; Mucoromycota; Mucoromycetes; Mucorales; Radiomycetaceae
Exons: 2
Coding region: 65-517 (150 amino acids)
Source: RefSeq, a predicted model, not a curated record